AUGGGCCCGGGAGCGGGCCUGCCGUCCAACGUGGGGGCGUGCCUGGGCGCGCGGCGGGUGGUGGUGACGGAUAUCUCGGACCCGGAUCUGCUGGAGACGAUGUGGCGGAAUGUGAGGGGGUGUGAGCUCCUUCCUCGGAGCGGGGGGAGGAGGGGGAUAAAGAGCUGCCCAUUGUGGCGGAGGGGUUGGGUUUGGGGGGCGGAUCCGGGGAGGGUGUUGGGGUAUCUUGGUGAGGGUGAGAGGGGGGAGGGGUUUGAUGUGUUGGUUUUGGCGGAUCUGUUGUUCCCGGCAUUCGGAGCACAGGAAAUAUGCUGCGCCACGGUGCGGCAGACGCUCAAGAAGAGUAAGGAGAGCAAGGCGUUUGUGGUGUUUACGAGUUAUAGGCCGUGGCUCCAACAUAAGGACUUGGCGUUUUUCGAUGUGGCGCGGGAAGAGGGGUGGGUGGUGGAGAAGGUGCUAGAGAAAAAGAUGGACAGGCCGCUGUUUGAGAAGGAUCCAGGGGAUGAGGAGAUCCUCAAGACGGUGACGGGGUGGGAGCUGCGAUGGCCUGAGGAGGCUCUAGAGGAAGGCGACAGGCCAUGA
Chaetomium globosum CBS 148.51 is the source of this 582-nucleotide messenger RNA. RefSeq lists its product as uncharacterized. Lineage: Eukaryota; Fungi; Ascomycota; Sordariomycetes; Sordariales; Chaetomiaceae. Bases 1 to 582 code for a protein of 193 amino acids. The record is from RefSeq and is a predicted model, not a curated record. The transcript has a single exon.